UAAAAGAAAAAAAAGGAGAAGGCGCCUCAUCGUUCGCAGAGCCUCUCACCAUCUCCCCCUUAUUAAUCUGAUUGUUCCAAAAAUCGAAAAGAAUCAUCGAAAUUCAUACACCGGUGCUUCUUCCUUAUUCGGAAGGAGCUCUCUCCAGACAGAGACAAUGGACGGUUUCGGGUCGAACCAGAGAACACUAGCCGUUGAUCGAUGGAUGGAGAUCGUUAACGGCAAAGGUUACGGCGUUGGUGGAUCAACACAAGUCUACUCAGCUCGACCCGGCACACCGGACUUUCAACUUUCUAUUCCUCCUCCGCCCGGUGCGACCACGGCCUCCACGCAUACAACUGCUGCCGCUCCGUGGAGACUAAUCGACGCGGAAACAAAGAGGAAGAAGAGGAUCGCAACGUACAAGGCUUACGCUAUGGAAGGCAAAGUUAAAGCCACUGUCAAGAAAGGCUUUCGUUGGAUCAAGAACAGGUAUUCUCUGAUUAUUCACGGCUGAUUCUUUUUCUCUUUUCCGGCGAAUCAUCAUCACUCAUGCCUUUUGUGAUGUGAUGAUGUCCAAGGUGAACAAGAGAUUUAUUAUAUUAUUAUUAGAAGGAGUGGUUUAUUUUUAUCUUUUUUUUUGGUUUGGUCUUGAAAGCAAGACGACGUUGUUGUAUCAGAGAAUUUAUUAAUUAGUCAACAACGAACGAUUCAGAUCAAACACGGUCCAGGUCUGUGGCCCAAUUGUCGAUGCUUUUUGUUUUUUUUUUUAAUAAACAUUUUAACAAAGCCCAUGUAAUACAAUACAAUGGCCCAUUAAGUUAGUUAGUA
Molecule: messenger RNA, 810 nt
Organism: Capsella rubella
Lineage: Eukaryota; Viridiplantae; Streptophyta; Magnoliopsida; Brassicales; Brassicaceae
Exons: 1
Coding region: 158-496 (112 amino acids)
Source: RefSeq, a predicted model, not a curated record